Molecule: messenger RNA, 4988 nt
Organism: Lutzomyia longipalpis
Lineage: Eukaryota; Metazoa; Arthropoda; Insecta; Diptera; Psychodidae
Gene: Vrp1
Exons: 7
Coding region: 493-2040 (515 amino acids)
Biological process (GO): actin filament polymerization
Cellular component (GO): cytoplasm; actin filament
Molecular function (GO): actin binding; microtubule binding
Source: RefSeq, a predicted model, not a curated record
ACAGUAAAAUCUGUCAGUCUGUCAGCAAAUUUUAUAAUAUCUCCUGCGGAGAAAAAAAAGCAAAAUGCUGGGAAAUUUCUAAUAAAACAGUAAAUAAAGUAGAAUUAGAUGAUCCGUAGUGAGGCGUGAGUGUCCGUGAAUUCCGUGUAUGGGUGAAGAUUGUGAAAAUAUACCCAAAGUCGCGUGCAAAAUUGUCCGUGUACGUGAUUUUUUCGUGAUAGUCAUGGCGAUAGACUUGUUUCAGUGAAAGUGCCAAAAAAACACAUUUUGAGCAUUUUGUGGUGCAUACUGCCCACUGCAUUGGGUCAUUUGAGGCCCUGUGUAAAGAUUGGCGUCAUGCCCAGGGCGUAGUGUGAUACAGUUUCGUGUCUUUUCCAUGCGUUUUCCGUGAAGAAAACACCCACGUCAAAUAGGAAGGUCUCUUGUUGGGAGUGAUAAGUGGGCUUUGGCCAGAGAGGUAAAAUUUCGUGUGUGUUAAUCGCGCAAGGUGAUAUGGCUGUGCCUCCACCACCUGCCCCGCCAGCGCCACCGCCGCAGCCUUUAGCAAAAAUUGGUGGUGGCUCAACGGGUGGAGAUGCCCGGAGUGCGCUAUUGCAGUCCAUUCAGAAGGGUACAAAGCUCAAGAAGACCGUCACUGUGGAUAAAAGUGCUCCCGUCAUUUCUGGGAAGCUCGUGUCGAACAAUGCAAGUCCAGCACGACAACCAGGAAGACGUCCGGAUGGAGUCGAUGGAGCUCCAAGGGCAGAUUGGCCCAAACUUGCGGGGAUAUUCGAGGGAAUGUCAUCAAUGCCAAAGCUUAAGCCUGUUGGUGCGAGGGGAGUUGGUCAAGUGAGUCCGGUGUCACCAGCGCGGGAUACGGUGGAUGCUGAGGCGAGCCGGAAUGAGAGGGUAAAUGAUAAUGUAGCUCUGGAUUUUAAUUCUGAGCUCACAAAACAUUUAACUCUAAAAAAGCAGAAGCAACAGCAGCAGAAGAGCGUUACGGAAGCUAAUUUGAAGAUCAAUCGAGGUCCUCCCCCAAAUCCGCCGCUUAAAACAAGCACACUUACACCUCCGGACAUUGAAUCUCCACGAGGGGGUUCAUCGCAAUCUCCGGAAGCGAAAAGACUCCAAAAUAUAAUUUCAGGGCAACCUUCAGGAAAUGGGGAGAGUUCCUCAGUUGGGGUAUCAAGUGGAGCUGUGGCCAAUAAAUCUUCCCUUUUCAACACGAUGGCCAAUCAAGUGCAUCAGGUGCAGAAACCAAAUCACGGAAAACCAAAUUUGGCACCAAAACCACCCGGAGCUCCACCAGGAGGUGCCCCUGGAAAAACCUCUGUGGCAAGGCAUCACAGCAUGAAGUCACCCAGAUCACCUCCGGCGACGCCGUCGAAUCUUGGUGGACCUGUAUUCCCAACAGGCAGUCAUUUUGGGACACUUCGAGGGACGCAACAACUCUUCCAAUCGUCACAAGAGUCCAUCCAUGUCAAUGGAAGGCCCUCAGGACGUCCAACUGUUGCUCCACCACCACGGCCACCUGCUAGUCGACCGCCUCCACCACCAGUUCGCAGUAUCUCCAAUACAAAUCUCUCCAAUCUUCCUACAAAUACCCUCUCCACCCCAAUUUCCGAUCCACAGACUACGUCAUCGUCUUUGAACAAUGUUUCAGCGCUUAAGGAACAAUUACGGCAUCAAAUCCCCGGCGGUGUAGUCAGACCCAGCGAAACCAAGGUUGUUACUGCGGUAAAUGGGAAUGUUGCACCCCCAUUGCCACCACAUAGAACGUGUCCAGCGCCUCCGCCACCUGUCACGCGACAAGUCAAUAACGCCAGUAACGUUCCUCCAGUUCCGCCACAGAGGCAUUCUUCCAUAAGAUCAUCAACAGGAGCAACAAUGAGUGAUAAUAGCGAGAGCAUAGGGAAUGGAAGGAUGGUGAUUGAUCUAGAGGCAAGAUUCGCCAUGAGAUUCCAUGCCGUUACGGAUUUUCCAAAGCCAUCACCAUUUACGAAUGCACCCAAAAAUUAUGCUAGCUCCCACACGAGCAGAACAUCCAAUGGUAUGUACUGAUGACAAAAAAAAUCAUCCCUUCACCGAGGGCAAAUCAUUUAAGGUCCAUUGCAUGAAUGGGGAGCAUGAUUCAGUAAUUCAAUAAUUUCUUAUCUUGUUAAGUGUAGGAAUUUCUUUUUUUUUGUUUUAUUGGUAAUCUACGGAGCUCAAGGAGCUUUUUAUGAAGGGCAUUUGAUUGGAUUUGAUGAGAAAGAAUUUUACAGAAAUUACAUGUCUGUAUUAAAAAAAAUUAACCCAUUUGACGUUAUAAUUUUUCAUUUGUAAUAAAUACAUACCUAUGUAUUCCAACAAUUUACCGAUAUCAACGAUUUCCCAAUAUAUUAAGAUUUAGAAUUACAAUGGGUAAAAUAAAACAAAAGAACUUCAUUUACAGCUUUACAUUAGCGUGCAUGGUGACGUUGUAACUUUUACAAUAAUUUUAUUUGUCAUUGUCUGAUGGAAGAAUAUGAUAACUUCUAUGUUAGGUAUCAUACAUUACUAAUAGGAUAGUCUAAAAUUUAUACAACUCGCUAUGAAAAUCAAAAAAAUUAAAUGCCCCUCAUAAGUUUACAAGUCGUGUAUAUUAUUAUUUUAAUUAAUUCCUUCCGCUUUAAUUUCUGAAUGCAAAUUAUUAUCUCUGCAUUUUGUUUGGUUAUUCACAAAUGUAUAUGAAGCCUUGUUUGCAAUUUAGUGCUCUUUAUUUUUUUUGAUUGCAAAAUAAUUUUUGCGUGAAAUGAAGAGCAAUAUAAAAUUGCAAAGAGAGUUUCAACUUUAAAAGUUAUAAUUUUUAGUUUAUCAUAUGUCUAGAAAUUUAUUUUUUCUAUAUUAAAAUUUUCAUGUAAAUAGUUGGUUGUUGCGUAGUUCUGUUUUCCUAUUUAGUUGGUAAAAAAAUGCGAUAUGAGUGAGAGAGAAACCCACAAUUUUUUAUCAUUUGCAAUGCAUUGCGAUAAAAAAAAGUUGGAGAAUCGCGCAAACAACGAGCCCCAAUGCCUCCAAUUCAGCAGCAGUGUUCACCAAAGCUCAAUGAUAUAAGUUACUUUUCGCGUGAAAUAUCAAAUUUCUAGAGACAUUUAGCACACUUUACAUGGGUCUGGUUCACAUUUUGGAAAAUACUUUGGAGAUUUACAACAAAAACCAUAUUCUAAACCUACCAUUAAAUUUUGUUCUUUUAUUUGUAAAUAAUUGGCUAAGAAAUUUUGGAAAAGGGAUAAGAAAUUCUAUACUUAUUGAAAAGAAAACAGAAUGUACAUAAAAAUCAAGUUUUUUUUUUCAUCACCUCUUACGUACAUAUUUGGUUUAUUAUUUGGUUUACAACAAUUCUUUCUUUUUUUUUGUAAUAUUUUUCUAGGGUAAGAAAAAGGUAUUUAACCAUCGAAUGAUACUUCCAUGGGAAAAGCAUUUUCCUUCUUAAGAAACCUACCCAAAAAUCACAAAGAAUAGAAGAAUACAAAAUGAAAGAAAAAAAAACCUAUAUAAAAAAGCCUGUAGGAUUCAUCGAAGUGUGAAAAUCCUCAACACUAAAAUGUAAUAAAGUUUAGAUAAAAAUAUUAGAAUAAAAUAUAAUAGCAAUUAAUAUUAAGUGAAAAAAAUGUUUAUAGUGUAGAUAAACAAAAAGGUAUUCCAGAUUGUAAUUAGUUUUUCAUUUAAUAACUUUCAUUAAAAUUUCUUCACAGAGCGACUGUAAAUAAUAAGAUAUGUAAAUUAUUUUUAGGAAAAAAAUGCGCAAAAAUAAUUCUAAAAGCACAUAAUACAAUUUUUGAAAUAGAAACAAUUAGGGAUUUUUAUGCUUUUUAUGAGAAAACCUCCAAUUUAAAGAAGCAAUAAGGACACCACGUUAUUAGAGAAGAUUAAAAAGAAUAACAAGAAACUUCCUAUCCAAUUUUGCAAUAAGAUCAGCUGAUGAGAAAAAUCAGCAAAUAUUUCUUUCAAAAUGCACACCAUGACGUCAGUGGCAUUCAUGGUGCAUUUAAAGACAUGACGUCAUUGUUUCGUAUUCAGCAACCAAGAAAUCCUGGUUUAAAGAAUUUGUUUUGAAAUUUUAAGAAUUUUUAGUUGCAGAAUACGUUCCUUUGUUUGCAUUUUUUAUAAAAUGUUAUGGAAGUUUUUUCAUUGAUUUAUUUACAAGAAUACAUGAGCCCCAAUAACCCCAAUUGAUUCAUUGAAUAUAUAUAGAUUUUCCAUAUGAGAAAUGAGUAAAAUCAUUUGAUAAAUUGCGAAACUUUUUUUUUCAUUCUUUUACAAUUUCAUAAUUUGGGCCAAGUAAAAAAAAAUAGAGAUUGAUUAAAAAAAAACUUAAGCUUAUUUUUUUUUUAAUUUGUGAUGAUAUGGAUUGCGACUUUGAGCUUUUUUUAAGCUAUUAUUUAUCCUAGUUUAAAUAUAAAUACGUAUAAUUAUGUCUAUACAAUACAUUUAUAUAUCCCUUAUUUUCAUUCGCUCUGCUUUAAUUGAUGAAACAUUAAACUGAUUCAAAAAAUUCCUCUUUCAUUUUUUUACUCUUAUGUAUUAUUUUUUUUAAUAUAUUUUAUUGAGAAGAAGGUUGUACUUAAAUAUCACGGAAGCAUUUUUUAUAUUUUUUUUUUGAGUGUUAUGUAAGAAAAAAGAUAAUAACUAGAAAAAAAUCCAACUUAUUGAACAAAUCAUACCAACUGUUAACCGAAAAACAUAAAAAAUGUGUGAGAGGAAUUAUUAAUUAAUUUAGGGAUGAAGAAGUAAAAAAAAAAAGUUUUUAUUUAAAUAGUUUAUAACUAUUAUUAUUACUUAUAUUGCCUCUUAUCUAUUACUAAUUGUUAUAUAUUUUUUUAAUAUUUUGAUGAAAAUAUUAUAUUUUCGCCAGUUACACAGACAUAAUAGCAAUUUGUAUUUUACAUUAUUAUUUUUAUUCUUUAUGGCGAUGUUAUCGGAAGUUUAUAAUAAAUUUAAAUACUAGUCAAAUGAAAAUGAUUAACAAAUAAAACAUGAUAAUCCAAAAA